Effrenium voratum is the source of this 1070-nucleotide messenger RNA. The record is from the annotation of a GenBank genome assembly. NCBI's taxonomy places the organism in Eukaryota, Dinophyceae, Suessiales, Symbiodiniaceae.
UGAAGAUCUACCAGCGCAGGUCUGUGCCAGACAUGAAGCCAUGGCAUGCGUUGCCAUUGCUGCUGCGCUCUUUUUCCGCCACACCGCAGCCCGCGGGUAGCCAGUGCAUGCUGCAGACCAAGUCCAUGCAGGCCAGCGACGCCUGCUUGUCUUUCAUCCACAUUCCCAAGACGGGCGGCACGACUGUGGAGGACUGCAAGCGCGAGGCGGUGGGCGGCCUGGAGGAGCUCGGGGAGAUUGGGGAUUGGAACACCUGCGCCAGCCUUCGCGGCAAGGAUCCGGUGACGCGGCUCUGGGGCAUGUGCGAUGACCAGCUGCUGUGCAGCGAUCCCCUGGGGAGCUUGGAGUGCUCGAGCUUGAGCACCGAGCCGGUGAGGCUGAAGCCAUCCCAGGAGCAGUCGCCACUGUGCAGCGUGGUCUCAACGUCCUGCAGCCGGUGGCACUUGCCGCCUGCCCUUGAUGAGCAGCUGAAGGCCUCCUACCACGCAGGUGCGUGCCACACCUUCUGCGUGGUGCGAGAGCCCCUCAGCCGCCUGAAGAGCGAGUGGUUGUACCGGCAGGACAUCGGUGAACUCGCGGACGCGUGCAGCAGCGAAGCGCUGGACGUGUUUAUUGAGACGGCUCUUGCCAAGGCGCGAAGCGACAUGCUGGCCUGGGAUUGCCACCUGAUGCCGCAGGCACGUCCUCCACUUGUGUACUACGUCUUCGCCGCGGGGGACCGGCGCCGGGAGAGGAUCUGCGAGCACGUGCUGAAGCUCGAGACCCUCGAGGAGGACUUUGAUGGGUUGAUGCAGGGCUACGGCCUCAGCUUGCGCUUGGGCGAGACCCGGCGAGAUGGGCGGAACUGCUCUGCCGAGCCUUCCAAGAAGAUGCGGCAGCUCGUGCAGGACUUCUACUCUGAAGACUACAUUGCCUUUGGCUACCCUUUCACCGACAUCUGAGCUGAGAGCUUGACUCACAAAGGGGGCAAGGGUUGAAAACAUGGCUUUGGCCUUCAACAUGUUCGUGCGCAAGGUGCAGGUUGCAUGGGGCCAGGGGUGGCAGGGCGAUCUUUUGGGCAUGAAACCAGC